GAGUCCGGUUUCCCCGCUCUCCAUUCGCCGUUACGCACUCCCCGAUGCUGCCCAGACACCUCCAAGCUCUCGUCGCCCGCACUGCUGCGCGGCGGAGUGCAUCCUCGGGCUCUCUCCUCCGACAGCACCCAAGCGCCCCAUUCCGAACAUUUCCGACCGGCGCGUCAGCAGGGUUCCACUCGUCCUCCCGAAAUCGUAACGAGGUCCCGAAGUCCCCGUUCCAGACCUUCGUGGAGGUGCUGCGCGACGAGCUGAAGAAGAACCGGGAGCUGCAGGAGAAUGUCAAGCAGCUGCAGGGCGACGUGGACAAGUUGCAGGACUCUGAGGCAAUGAAACGCGCGCGCGCGGCGUACGAGCGGGCACGGCUCACGUCGAGUAUCCAAGAAAACCCUCGGCUUCGGGCAGCCGCCGAGGAGUUGCGGAAAACGGGAGUCAAGGUCGGCGACGCGGUAGGCGAGGCGCUGAAGACGAUGGAGGAGAGCGAAAUCAUGCGUGCGAUCUCACGCGCAUCCGCAGCCGUGUCCUCGUCCAUAGAGAAGUCCACCGAGCCCAUCCGCAACACCGCCGCGUACAAGUCGUUAGCCGAGACCCUUGUUGACGCACUGGAUGACAGCGGGAGCGCGAAGCACGCUGGUUUCGAGGAGAGGGAAGCACGGCGGCUGAGGCGGCAGAAGCGGCUAGAAAAGCUUGGUCGCACGAGCGGAUUCGCACAAGCCAACCGUGUCGCCGUCAACGAGGAAGCAGGGUCGGCCCUCGUCCUCCACAAAGACUCACCCCGACAAGAAAAAUGGAACCGCAUGAAGGAAGAGAGCCCGGUCUUCCGCACGCUGGCGUCCUGGCGGCAAGCUUACGACGAAUCGGAAAACCCCGUCGUCGCCUCGGUGCGGGGCAUCACCGAGACCGUCGGGUCGUGGUUCGAGGAGAACGAGAUGGCGCAGGUCAAUCGCAUGAUGAAGAACCUAGACCCGACCUACACGCACGACUCGUUCGAGCGGGAACUGCGUGAAUACAUCGUGCCGGAGGUCGUGGACGCGUAUUUGAGCGCCGACCAGGCCGCAUUGAAAGCCUGGUGUGGUGAGGCGACAUAUAAUGUGCUUUGGGCAACGAUGGAGGUCUAUCUACGACAAGGCCUGAUUAGCGACAGCAAAGUGCUCGAUAUCCGACAAGUCGACAUCUCUGCCGGGAAAGUACUCGAGAACGAGCUACCUGUCUUUGUGAUCCAAUUCUCGACGCAGGAGGUCCUGCUAUUCCGGAACGCAAUAUCAAGGGAAAUCGUCGUUGGCGCGGAGAACAAAGUCGAGCAGUGCACGUAUGUUGCUGCUGUGACACGCGUGGAGGAGGAGCUGGAUAACGAGCUCACUGGUGGGUGGAAAGUCAUCGAGAUGGCCCGAAGGAGCGCCCGUGCAUAUCUUUAGAUUCAAAAGUACAUAAUACAUUAAUGCAGAGAGCAGAGCGCUCACCCCCCUCCUCGCCAAUGAUGACUAGAUGUCAGGAUAAUCGUCAAAUAC
Messenger RNA from Mycena citricolor, 1508 nucleotides. Lineage: Eukaryota; Fungi; Basidiomycota; Agaricomycetes; Agaricales; Mycenaceae. The record is from the annotation of a GenBank genome assembly.